Penaeus indicus is the source of this 658-nucleotide messenger RNA. RefSeq lists its product as uncharacterized. The transcript is spliced from 2 exons. Bases 149 to 502 code for a protein of 117 amino acids. NCBI's taxonomy places the organism in Eukaryota, Metazoa, Arthropoda, Malacostraca, Decapoda, Penaeidae. The record is from RefSeq and is a predicted model, not a curated record.
GGUGUUGCUUGGAUGAGGCCUUGACUCGUUCUGCCUGUUCCCGGGGACACUGGUCAUUCCUCCCUUUGCCCUGCUCAGGGGCGUGGCCGCCUGCAGCGGGCCCCCAGGGCCUGGGGACACUGGUCAAUUUUCCCUUUGCCCUACGAGGAUGUCUGGGCGAAUCCAAAUCAAGGAGGACCUGCGCGAGACCAGUCGAGGACGUGAGGAUGUCGAGAACGAACGGAUUCCCAGGAACCAGAGCGAAGAUGACGACACAGAACGAGCAGCCACGGAGAUGCACCAAGGAUACCGCACCCGAGAUCGAGGACGAGCAAAGACCACCUUAUCCUGUGCGCCACAACCACAGAGUCCAGCACUGAAACUGACCUGGAACUCGAACUGCAACUGGACUCGAACCGCACUGCUUGAAGGGCCGGGAAUUUCGUUUUCAGCUCGGCCCGCGAACCUGAGUUUUGGUUCUCACAAGAUUUGCAACCAAAAUAAAAUUUCUUAUGGUCACUAAGAUAUUCUUAUUAUUAUAGUUAAAAUAUUUUAAGAGUGUUCAUAAAAUGAAUAAAAGUUCUCUGAAAUAAAAUAUUAGAAAUAAAAAAGAACCAUCGUGCAUACGUGUAUAUUAUAGUAGAAUAAAUUCAUAAAAUGUCUAAUACAAAAAUGUAAU